GUUGGUUGUGUUAAAAUUUACGCUUCGUAACUGAAUUUUCUAAUCAAAUUUGAUUGCAUUCGACUAAAAGUUGUGCGCGAUAAAGAGUUCAUAAAACGCUUUAUUUUCAAAGUCUCAAUAGUUAUACAUAUUUAUUUAUGCAUAAAAAAACGGUGUACAUCUCGAUUACUGUUAAUAAUUCUAUGCCACGUAAAUAAUAAUAAUAAGAGAGACAGUGCACAAUCGAAAAGAUCACAAAAAAUUUGUUUUCUUGCAUUAUGGCGUUAAACGGAAAUGGGCUAAGUGUCCCGGUUGAGAAGGAAUCACCACUAAUAUUCUACGUAAAUGGAAAAAAGAUUAUCGAUUCCACACCUGAUCCAGAAUGCACCCUUCUGACAUAUUUGCGCGAAAAGUUACAUCUUUGCGGUACGAAAUUGGGAUGUGGAGAAGGCGGUUGUGGCGCUUGUACAGUUAUGAUUUCGCGCGUUGAUCGCUCCACCAACAAAAUCAAACAUUUAGCUGUGAACGCCUGCCUGAUGCCAGUAUGCGCCAUGCAUGGUUGUGCAGUCACCACCAUUGAGGGUAUAGGCAGCACUCGUACUCGUCUUCAUCCGGUUCAGGAACGUCUGGCAAAAGCGCACGGAAGCCAAUGCGGCUUUUGUACACCUGGCAUCGUCAUGUCCAUGUAUGCUUUACUUCGCAGCAUGCCAGUGCCAUCGAUGAAAGACUUAGAAGUCGCUUUUCAAGGUAACCUUUGCCGUUGUACGGGUUACCGUCCUAUUUUAGAGGGUUACAAGACCUUCACCAAAGAAUUCAGCUGUGCCAUGGGUGAUAAGUGCUGCAAGAUGAAUGGUAAUAAUAACUGUAAUGGAACCGAUUCAGAAAAAAAGGAGAAUGGUGAAUUGUUUAAAAGAAGCGAGUUUCUGCCUUUUGAUCCUAGCCAAGAACCUAUUUUUCCACCCGAACUGCAUUUGAAUCCACAAUUCGACGCUCAGAAUCUAUUAUUUAAGGGUCCACGAUCCACGUGGUAUCGUCCGGUGGAACUGUUAGACUUGCUUAAACUAAAAUCAGAAAACCCGCAUGGUAAAAUCAUUGUUGGCAAUACAGAAGUUGGUGUUGAAAUGAAAUUUAAGCAGUUUCUAUAUCCAGUACAUAUUAAUCCCAUUAAAGUUCCAGAAUUAAAUGAGAUAACCGAAUACGAGGACAGUAUUAUGUUUGGAUCUGCCGUCACCUUGAUGAACAUUGAAGAGCAUUUACGGGAUAGAAUAGCGAAGUUGCCUGAGCACGAAACACGUUUCUUCCGAUGUGCCGUGAAAAUGUUGCACUACUUUGCAGGCAAGCAAAUUCGCAAUGUAGCUUCAUUGGGUGGUAAUAUUAUGACCGGAAGCCCUAUUUCCGAUAUGAAUCCUAUAUUAACCGCAGCUUGCGCCAAGCUUAAAGUGUGCAAUUUAGUGCAUGGGAAAAUACAAACUCGGGAAGUGCAUAUGGGGCCGGGCUUCUUUACUGGGUACCGUAAAAAUACAAUUCUACCCCAUGAAGUCUUGGUGGGCAUUCACUUUCCCAAGAGCUCGAAAUACCAAUACUUCGUGGCGUACAAGCAAGCGCGUCGAAGAGACGAUGACAUUGCAAUUGUAAAUGCAGCCGUAAACGUGACAUUCGAACCGAGGAGCAAUAUCGUUGAACAAAUUUAUAUGGCAUUUGGUGGCAUGUCACCUAUAACGGUCAUGGCUCCAAAAAUAUCAGCGAUCAUGGCCAAGCAAAAAUGGAAUCGAGUAUUGAUUGAGCGUGUCGCUGAAAGUUUGUGCGCUGAACUGCCACUGGCACCUUCAGCACCAGGAGGAAUGAUCGCCUAUCGACGCUCGUUAGUAGUUAGUCUAUUCUUUAAAGCCUAUUUGGCCAUUAGCCAAGAAUUAAUAAAAGCUGAACUACUUGAAAGCGAUGUGCUACCACAGAGAGAGCUGAGCGGUGCUGAUACUUUUCAUACACCAAUUUUAAAAAGUACACAAGUCUUUGAAGUAGUACGUGACGAGCAAUCAAUGUGUGAUCCCAUUGGAAGACCAAAAGUGCAUGCCUCUGCUCUCAAGCAAGCAACCGGUGAGGCAAUUUACUGCGAUGAUAUUCCACGUCACGAAAACGAGCUAUAUCUCGCGCUCGUGCUUAGUACCAAAGCACAUGCGAAUAUCAUAUCCAUUGAUGCCUCAGCAGCCCUGAAACAAGAAGGUGUGCAUGCCUUCUACUCCAGCAAAGAUUUAACUCAACACGAAAAUGCAGUAGGUGCCGUUUUUCACGAUGAAGAAGUGUUUGCUUCAAGUAAAGUGUACUGUCAGGGGCAAGUGGUUGGUGCCAUCGUUGCUGAUACUCAAAUCUUGGCCCAACGUGCAGCUCGCUUAGUACACAUUAAAUAUGAAGAAAUAUCUCCAGUGAUAGUCACAAUUGAGCAAGCUAUCGAACAUAAAUCGUACUUUCCGAAUUAUCCAAUAUUCAUUGAGAAGGGUGAUAUAGAUGAAGCAUUUAAGGUGGCUGAACACGUCUAUGAAGGUAGCUGUCGUAUGGGUGGUCAAGAGCAUUUCUAUCUAGAAACACACGCUUGCGUGGCUACACCUCGAGACAGUGAUGAAAUCGAAUUAUUUUGCUCCACUCAAAAUCCAUCCGAGGUACAAAAAUUGGUUGCACACGUGUUGUCACUGCCGAGUCAUAGAAUUGUAUGCCGUGCGAAACGUUUAGGUGGAGGAUUUGGCGGCAAAGAGUCGCGCGCGAUUAUCUUGGCACUUCCAGUCGCAUUAGCUGCUUACCGGCUUAGAAGACCGGUGCGCUGUAUGCUAGAUCGGGAUGAAGAUAUGAUGACAACAGGCACACGACAUCCCUUCCUCUUUAAAUACAAAGUAGGUUUUACUAACGAGGGAUUGAUAACGGCAUGUUACAUUGAAUGCUAUACUAAUGCCGGUUGUUCAAUGGAUCUCUCAUUUUCGGUCCUAGAACGUGCUAUGAAUCAUUUCGAAAACUGCUACAUCAUUCCAAAUGUCAAAGUGGUUGGUUGGGUUUGCAAAACGAAUUUGCCAUCCAAUACUGCAUUCAGAGGUUUCGGAGGGCCUCAGGGUAUGUUUGCAGGAGAGCAUAUAAUAAGAGAUGUGGCACGCAUAGCGGGAAAAGAUUAUUUAGAUGUAAUGAAAAUGAAUUUUUAUAAGACUGGUGAUUUCACACACUACAAUCAGCAAUUGGAAGUUUUUCAUAUUGAAAGGUGUUUUAAAGAUUGCCUGGAACAGUCGAAAUUCCAUCUGAAACGACGCGAAAUUCAAGAAUUCAACAAAAAUAACCGUUGGCGAAAGCGAGGUAUUUCGCUUGUUCCCACAAAGUACGGCAUUGCAUUUGGUGCAUACCAUUUAAACCAAGCCGGAGCUCUGGUUAAUAUUUAUAGUGAUGGUUCGGUAUUACUAUCCCAUGGUGGUGUUGAGAUCGGUCAAGGGCUUCACACCAAAAUGAUUCAAUGUUGUGCUCGUGCAUUAGGUAUUCCAACGGAGCUCAUACAUAUAUGCGAAACAGCCACCGAUAAGGUGCCAAAUACAUCACCCACAGCAGCUAGUGUCGGUUCGGAUUUGAAUGGCAUGGCUGUGUUGAACGCUUGUGAGCAAUUAAACCGCCGCUUAAAGCCCAUAAAAGAGGCCAAUCCAAAUGAUAAGUGGAAGGAUUGGAUCAACAAAGCAUAUUUUGCACGAAUCAGUCUCUCUGCGAGUGGCUUUUAUAAAAUGCCCGAUGUUGGUGAUGACCCAGCUUUAAAUCCGAAUUCGCGUACUUACAACUACUACACAAGUGGUGUGGGUGCAUCAGUGGUUGAAAUCGAUUGUUUAACCGGUGAUCAUCAGGUUUUGAGCACCGACAUUGUGAUGGAUUUAGGAUCUAGCUUAAAUCCAGCAAUUGAUAUUGGCCAAAUUGAAGGAGCAUUUAUGCAAGGUUACGGUUUAUUUGUGUUGGAAGAACUAAUUUAUUCCCCGCAAGGUGCACUCUUUUCGCGAGGACCGGGAAUGUAUAAACUACCAGGGUUUGCUGAUAUACCGGGAGAGUUCAAUGUAAGCCUUUUGACCGGUGCACCUAAUCCAAGAGCUGUUUAUUCCUCAAAGGCUGUUGGAGAGCCACCAUUAUUUAUUGGUAGCACCGCCUUCUUUGCUAUUAAAGAAGCAAUAGCUGCUGCUCGUGCAGAACGCGGGCUGAGCGUUAACUUCAAACUGGAGGCCCCAGCAACAGCUGCACGAAUACGUAUGGCAUGUGAAGACGAAUUUACAGAAUUGAUUGAUCAACCACCGGCAGGUACUUUUACUCCAUGGAAUGUUGUGCCAUAAAUAUAAAGGCACUUGAAUUUAUUCCUAAAUUUAAGUCUAAAUUAUAAAUUUUUUAAAUAAUCAUGUGUAUAUGUAUGUAUGUAUGUAUGUAAAUACUGUAUAAUGCGCACAUAAAUAUGUAAAUAGGUGCACUUCAAAUCUAGUGACCAUUUAGAUCGUAGAUAUUGUAGACCAAGUCAAUUAGAAUACACCACU
Anastrepha obliqua is the source of this 4508-nucleotide messenger RNA. It is a transcript of the gene ry, whose product is annotated as xanthine dehydrogenase. The coding region runs from base 258 to 4313 and encodes 1351 amino acids. The transcript is spliced from 6 exons. Gene Ontology annotation, molecular function: FAD binding; molybdopterin cofactor binding; xanthine dehydrogenase activity. The record is from RefSeq and is a predicted model, not a curated record. NCBI's taxonomy places the organism in Eukaryota, Metazoa, Arthropoda, Insecta, Diptera, Tephritidae.